UAUAUAUUCUUAUUCUAGGUCCAUGCACAGGUACCUGGCGUAUUGAAUGUAAAACGGUAAUGCAAAGUAAUGACGCAGCGUGGACGUACGUACGUAAAUCGGUCUAUGGUGUUUGGUUAGAAUUUCCCAAGACAAUUGAGAAGACCACUUUCCAUCCUUGACAAUGUCUGAAAAGGAAUCUGAUGGAAGUCUACCUGAAAAAGGCUCACAUGCUAAAACCAGUGACAAUGAAAUAGAGGAUAAAAAUCAGGGAAGAUGCAGUAAACGUAAGAUAGAUGAUGAAAACCAUCAUGCAGACCGUGAUAGACGUACCAAUAGGAGCGACUCAAAGUAUUCCAGAAAAAAUAACGGGGGCAGAACCAGCAGAGAUAGAGACAGACAUCAUGACUGUGACCGUGACCGAAACAGAGGCAGAGACAGAAGGCGACCUCGAAGCAAAAACAAGGAUAGAGUUGAUAGAAGUAGUGAAAGAUAUAUUACUCAUGAAGAAAGUGAUAAUUUCUUCAGAAGAGAGCGGGAAAGACAUUCAAACCAGGAUGCACCACUACGAAGAUAUUGGAGUACUGAGAAAAAAAAUAGUGAUCAAUAUUGGAAUAAGUACCCAACUAAUAAAGAUGAACGUAUUGGACAGCGUUUUUAUGGAGGUCGACACAAAGAGAGAAACGAAUCAUCAGACCGUGCAUUUGAGGAUAAGGAAAAUAAUGACAAAGUCCCUCGCAGAGAUAAAAACGAUGAUACUGGCAAUGGUAAACAAGAGCGAAUCACACCUGCUGAAAAACGGACCGUUGACUUAUUAACAUCACGCACCGGGGGUGCUUAUAUACCUCCGGCUAAGCUUCGUAUGAUGCAGGCGGAGAUAACAGACAAAUCAGGGGCUGCUUAUCAACGAAUUUCUUGGGAAGCGUUAAAAAAAUCCAUUCAUGGUUACAUCAACAAAGUCAACACCAGCAACAUUGGACUAAUCACUAGAGAAUUGCUCCACGAAAAUAUCGUCAGAGGACGAGGGCUCUUAGCACGGUCUAUUAUCCAGGCACAAGCUGCUUCUCCCACUUUCACUCCUAUCUAUGGAGCCCUAACUGCUGUUAUCAACUCAAAGUUUCCAAAUAUAGGCGAAUUGCUGCUUAAGAGACUUGUAAUUCAAUUCAAGCGUGGGUUUCGCAGGAACGACAAAGCCCAAUGCAUAUCAUCUGCCACAUUUAUUGCCCAUCUGAUUAAUCAGCGUGUAGCUCAUGAAAUCUUGGCCUUGGAAAUAUUGACCUUAUUGGUUGAAACCCCAACUGAUGAUUCGGUCGAAGUAGCUAUUGCAUUUUUAAAAGAGUGUGGUAUGAAACUUACUGAGGUCUCCAAGAAGGGAAUAGAAGCCAUAUUUGAAAUGUUGCGUAACAUAUUGCACGAAGGUCAACUAGACAAAAGGGUUCAAUAUAUGAUAGAAGUUAUGUUCCAAAUAAGAAAAGAUGGGUUCAAAGAUCAUGAAGCUGUUAUCGAAGAGCUUGACCUUGUUGAAGAAGAUGACCAGUUCACCCACCUAGUAACAUUGGAUGAAGCAACUGAUUCUCAAGACAUAUUGAAUGUUUUCAAAUUCGAUCCGGAUUAUAUUGCAACUGAGGAAAAAUACAAGGCAUUGAGUAAAGAAAUUCUUGAUACUGACAGCAGUGGCUCGGAAGGUUCUGGAAAUGAAGAAGAAGAUUCUUCAGACGAAGAAGGCAGUAAUGCUGCAGGUGAAUUUUCGGCAAAGAUACAUAAAUUAGGAGAAUCAAAAGAAGAUGUUAUAGUUGAUAACACGGAGACCAAUCUCACCGCUCUUCGUAGAACUAUUUAUCUGACUAUCCAUUCUUCACUUGAUUUCGAAGAGUGUGCUCACAAAUUGAUGAAAAUGCAACUCAAACCUGGACAAGAAAUUGAACUGUGUCACAUGUUUCUGGAUUGUUGUGCCGAAAUGAGAACAUACGAAAAGUUCUUUGGAUUAUUAGCUGGGCGUUUCUGUUCAAUUAAUAAAAUUUACGUGACACCAUUUGAGCAAAUUUUUAAAGACUCAUACGACACUAUACAUCGUUUGGAUACAAACAAACUGCGAAAUGUAUCUAAAUUCUUCGCGCAUCUAUUAUUCACGGAUUCCAUAUCUUGGGAAGUUUUAUCUUGUAUAAAACUGAAUGAGGAAGACACGACCAGCUCUAGCCGCAUCUUCAUAAAAAUUUUGUUCCAAGAAUUAUCAGAAUAUAUGGGGCUUUCAAAACUUAAUCAACGUGUUAAAGAUGUAACAUUGCAAGGAGCGUUUGAAGGUCUCUUUCCAAGAGAUGAUCCAAAAAAUACAAGAUUUGCCAUCAAUUUUUUUACUUCCAUUGGACUCGGAGGUCUAACAGACGAGUUGCGAGAACAUUUGAAAUCUCGACCAAAACCUGCUGUUGUGCCACAAUUUGUUGAGGUCAAAGAAGAGUCUUCUAGUUCUAGCAGUUCAUCCACGUCAAGUUCCGAAUCGUCCAGUUCCGAAUCAUCAUCUGAGAGCUCUGAUUCCUCAGACUCUGAUGAUAACCGAAAAAAGAAAAAUGUCAAAGGAAAGGGUAAAAAGAAGAAAAAAGAUAAAUUCUCAAAGCCUCAAAAAAAAGUGAAACAAAAAGGACAAGUGGUGAAAGAUAUUUGGGAUAUAGACACAGAAAAAGGCCGUGUAAGUAAUGCUCGUGAAAAAAAUGAAAGACACAAAGAUACCAAUAGGAAGCCAGAAGAUGGAAAAUAUCAGUCAAAAAAAUCGGAUAGCAUAAGACGGCACGAAUCGCACAGGAGUAGACAAGGUGAGAGUGACGACCGUGAUCAAGAAGGUGUGCAAAAAGAGAAGAAUAACAAACACAGGAGGCACGAAGAUCGGUGAAUUUGUAUUUUUUAUACAUAGAUAUAUAAUUAAUCUCUGCACUCUGUAAAUUAGUUUUAAAUUUUUCAAGCGAUUUGAAAGUGGCAAUUACCUAAUAUGCUUGUCGCACUUCGUAUCCGAACGUAAGUACUCGAUAAUUUUUUCCAAAAUAAAGUUACGAAAUAAAUAGA
This is a messenger RNA of Athalia rosae (coleseed sawfly), 3033 nucleotides long. It is a transcript of the gene ncm, whose product is annotated as pre-mRNA-splicing factor CWC22 homolog. Gene Ontology annotation, cellular component: catalytic step 2 spliceosome. Lineage: Eukaryota; Metazoa; Arthropoda; Insecta; Hymenoptera; Athaliidae. Bases 164 to 2863 code for a protein of 899 amino acids. The transcript has 10 exons. Gene Ontology annotation, biological process: mRNA splicing, via spliceosome. The record is from RefSeq and is a predicted model, not a curated record. Gene Ontology annotation, molecular function: RNA binding; protein binding.